GUACUAUAUAUACACACAUUCUGUAUCUAUUUUUCUCUAUAGUAGACAACCAUUGAUUAGAGCAAACGGCUAUAAUUUAGAGGCUCGAAUUGAAAGCAUUAUCGUAGCACGAGCCCCUGAAAUUUUGGUCGGAUUUUCAGGACACUUCACUUCGUUAUUACUAAUAUACGUACUAUAUAUACACACAUUCUGCUGAUUUCUACAACAAAAGAGAAGAAAGAAUUAGCCCUCAUGUUCUUAGAGGGCUCAAAUCAGCAUUUCCUAAUCCUCCGAUUGUUUGAUUUGAGCCCUCGUCAUGCCUGAUGGUUAUUCAUCUUCCAAAAAGAAGACGGAUGACUAUUGGGACAACGUCUGUAGUCAGGAGGUAAGCAGAAUGGGUCGAAUUCGUUGCAUGAUGCAAACCCUGGAUCUACGGACGCUUGUUGUAUUAUUUAUAGUGAUACCAAUUGGUUUCGUGGGUAUUUACUUCCAUGGACAAAAAGUAACUUACUUUUUGAGACCUUUAUGGCAAUCUCCCCCAAAACCUUUCGUUCACAUUCCUCAUUACUAUCAUGAAAACAUUUCAAUGGCGUCGCUCUGCAAACUCCAUGGUUGGGAAGUCCGUGAUUACCCUCGGAAAGUAUACGACGCUGUUCUCUUCAACAACGAGGUCGACAUGCUUACAAUCAGAUGGAAAGAACUCCACCCUUACAUCACUCAAUUUGUUCUUCUCGAAACGAAUUCCACCUUCACAAGCAUCCCGAAACCCCACUAUUUCUCCAUCAAUCGAGAAAAAUUCGAUUUCAUUGAACCUAGAUUAACCUACGGGACAAUCGGCGGACGAUUUAGAAAGGGGGAAAAUCCGUUUAUCGAAGAAGCUUAUCAACGAGUGGCACUCGAUCAUCUUCUCAGAAUCGCCGGGAUUGAAGAUGGUGAUUUGUUGAUAAUGUCGGAUGUCGAUGAAAUCCCGAGUGCUCAUACCAUCGAUCUUUUGCGAUGGUGCGACGGACCUCCGCCGGUGAUUCAUCUGAACUUGAACAACUACUUGUAUUCCUUCGAAUUCAACGUCGAUCAUGACAGCUGGAGGGCCUCCGUUCACCAAUAUCAAAAGGGGAAAACGAGAUACGUUCAUUACAGACAAACCGACUACUUGUUAGCGGAUUCAGGGUGGCAUUGUAGCUUUUGCUUCAGAAAAAUCAGCGAUUUCGUGUUCAAGAUGAAAGCGUAUAGCCAUACAGAUCGAGUGAGAUUUUCGCACUUUCUUGAUCCGAGAAGAAUUCAGAAUGUGAUUUGCAAUGGGGAUGACUUGUUCGAUAUGCUUCCUGAGGAGUACACUUUCAGGGAUAUUAUCUCAAAAAUGGGUCGGAUUCCUCAUUCUUAUUCGGGUGUUCAUCUUCCUUCUUAUCUAUUGAAUCAUGCCGAUAAGUAUAAGUAUCUUUUGCCUGGGAAUUGUGUUCGUGAAGCUGUUUCAGGAUAAUAUUAGUGUAAUUUUUUUUUCUAGAUUUAAGGGUUUUAAUGAUACAUAGAGUUUUUUUUUUUUUAAGUACCUUUUUUUUAAACCUUUUGGG
Lactuca virosa is the source of this 1547-nucleotide messenger RNA. The record is from the annotation of a GenBank genome assembly. NCBI's taxonomy places the organism in Eukaryota, Viridiplantae, Streptophyta, Magnoliopsida, Asterales, Asteraceae.